AUGCCAAAGAACACAUUAUACGUUACUGGGUUUUCAAGAGAAUCCAAAGCUGCUGAUUUAGCUCCAGAUUUUGAAAAAUACGGAGAAUUAGUUAGAUUAGAUAUUCCUCCACCAAGAUCCGACGAUGGUGGAAAAUACGCAUUUGUCGAAUAUAAGGAUGCUGAAAGUUGUGAACGUGCUUUAGAAUUGGAUGGUAAAACUUUACCAUAUACAAUAAAUGACGGAUUGGUUGUUCAAGUUGCCAGAUCCGACCCAUACCGUGUGAGACAACAAUUUUCCGGUCCAAGAGGAGGUUACCGUGAUGGUGGUUAUGGCGGAAGAGGAGGGUACCGCGAUGGUGGCUAUCGUGACGGUGGUAGAGGUGGCUAUGGAGGAAGAGGCGGCUACGGUGGUUAUCGUGAUGGGGGAAGAGGUGGUGGUUACGGUGGCUACCGUGACGGAGGAAGAGGCGGUUAUGGAGGUUACCGAGAUGGCGGAAGAGGCGGUGGCUAUGGUGGCUACCGUGAUGGGGGAAGAGGUGGCUACCGCGAAGGAGGGUACCGUGAUGGAGGAUAUCGCGAUGGUGGUAGAGGUGGUUACAGUGGAAGAGGUGGUUAUGACCGUGAAGAAGGUAGAGGAGACUAUGAUCGUGAAGAAGGUAGAGAGCCAAGAGUUGAAGAGAAAAGAUACAGUAGAUCUCCUUCAAGAUCUCCUCCUAGAAGAGAUAGAUCAAGAUCCCCAGAACGGUAUUAG
This is a messenger RNA of Candida dubliniensis CD36, 732 nucleotides long. RefSeq names its product Slr1p (gene SLR1). Gene Ontology annotation, biological process: mRNA splicing, via spliceosome. Gene Ontology annotation, cellular component: cytoplasm; ASAP complex; nucleoplasm. The transcript is spliced from 2 exons. The record is from RefSeq and is a predicted model, not a curated record. NCBI's taxonomy places the organism in Eukaryota, Fungi, Ascomycota, Pichiomycetes, Serinales, Debaryomycetaceae. Gene Ontology annotation, molecular function: RNA binding. The coding region runs from base 1 to 732 and encodes 243 amino acids.